This is a messenger RNA of Cervus elaphus (red deer), 3201 nucleotides long. RefSeq names its product leucine, glutamate and lysine rich 1 (gene LEKR1). The record is from RefSeq and is a predicted model, not a curated record. The transcript is spliced from 13 exons. The coding region runs from base 115 to 2196 and encodes 693 amino acids. NCBI's taxonomy places the organism in Eukaryota, Metazoa, Chordata, Mammalia, Artiodactyla, Cervidae.
CAGGCCGACGUGCAGCACGGUCUCCUGGGAGACCAGGAAAGCCGUUUCACCCCCGGCGGAAUCGAAGUAUAGAUUAUUUUACUUCAAAGCUCCUUCAGUAUAUUUUUGGAAAUUAUGGAUCGUCAUGUUCCCAUGCAUGCAUUACCUGAAGAAAUCCAAAAGAUGUCUCCUGAAGAAAAAGUUUGUAAGUACUGUGGAGUCAGCUAUCUAAUUCUACAUGAGUUUAAGGCUAUGGAAGAAAAAGUAAAAGCGAUGGAAAAAGAGAUGAAAUUUUAUCAAGGAAGUAUAGAACGUGAAAAGAGACUUCAAGAAAAACUACAGUCUCUUAGCCAAGAUUUUGAACGGUACAAAAUUGACAAUGAGUCCAAAACAGAAAGGAUUCAAGAUGCAAGCAUGAAGUUAAAAAGUUACCAAGAUGAAUUUCAGAGGGUACAGAAAGAAUUGAGUCAGUUGCAAGAUGAGUUAAAAAUUAAACAAAAACAAUCACAAAUCUCCAGUCAGAGAUUGACGGAAUACAAAUAUUUCUGGACUAAGACUCUUUCAUUACUUACUUUUACUAAAAGGGAGCUAAACAGUAUUAAAAAUGAAGUAUAUGAUCAUUUUAAAAACUGGACUUCACUGAAGAGAGAAAUUUUUCUACAAACUAAAUCAAUAAGUGAAACAGCCUUGACAGAAAUAAAGAUGCUAAAUAAAAGUUUGACAGUGUCCCAGAGAAACAAUGUAUGCCUUGAAGAGGAAAUGAAAAAUCUGAAGUUGUUGUCAGAUGCAGCCAUAUUGAGAUCUCAGCAGAUUCAGACAUCCAAACAACAGGAAGUAAACUUGCAAACCAGAUGCCAUGACUUGCAAAAGGAAGUACUAGAUUUACAGUGUCAAGUAGAAGCACUUGGGCUAAAACUUCAGAAGGCAGUGACUGAGAUGGACAAAUAUAAAGAAAAGCUCAUGAAUAAAUCUAAUGAAGCUGAUGAGUGUCAAAGAGAACUUAGAAAACUGAAGUUUGAAUCCAUUAUCUCUGACUCACGGCAUACCAGAUUGCUUAAAGAAAAAGAAGACUCUUUAAUGACUUGUCAACAAAUAUAUAAAACUUUACAGGAAGAACUGACUGCAAAAGAAAGGCAAGAAGAUGAUUUAAAAAGAAGAAUUAAUAUUGCAGAAAAUGAACUGGAAAUAACCAAAACUCUUCUGAUUCAGACAAAGGAAGAAGUUGUAACACUGAAAAGUGAAAGGGAGUUGAUGCUGAUUUCACAUCAGAAAAGUAUCGAGCAGCUGCAGGAAACCCUUAGACAGAAGCUGCUGAAUGAUGAUAACUGGAGGGAGAAGAUUGAAGCUGAACUCGCCAAGGAAAGAGCCCAACAUUUGGUUGAAUUUCAGGAGCAAGCUCUUCUCUUUAAGGAAGAAGCUAAACUGGAACUUGAUAUUGAAAAGGAAAAACACCAAGAAAUAAUCCAAAAGUACAAGAAAGAACAAGAAGAACUACAAAUGAAGAUAUCUGACUUAAUCGAAGGUGCUACUAAAGAUCUAAGACUGAAACUCGCUGCUCUUGAAGAAAAACUCCAUGAAUCUCAUGUUCAAUAUACUGAAGAAUCUGCGUUAAAGGAGAAAGAAAUUGAAAACCUUAAAAAUUUGGUUGUAGAAUUUGAAUCACGUUUGAAGAAGGAAAUUGACGGUAAUGGUUCAGUUUCAGAGGACCUGAGGAAAGAAAUGAAAAAGAAGUCAGAUGAACUGGAAAGAGUAAUGCUGGCACAAACACAACUGAUGGAGCAAUUCAACCAGUCCCAGAAAGAGAACACUUUUCUUCAGGAAACAGUGCGUAGAGAGUGUGAAGAACGCUUUGAACUGACAGAGGCUUUGAGUCAAGCCAGAGAACAGCUCCUGGGGCUCAGGAAGCUGAGCGGACAGUUGCCGCUGUCACCGUGCUCCCUCGGCCAGGGCAGCCUAACCUCCUCUGCUGCAGCUGGGAGUGGUCAGGGAGAGAGAAGCCUUGCCAGACUGCACUCUGAGAAAGUAAUCAAAAUCCCUGGCCUGCCUGGAGUGUCGAAGCCCACCACUUCUUCAGCCUUUUCUCAGCCGAAGAGGGUCAGCAGCUCAGGUUUGCCCACAGUCCCCCAGCCACAUCCUCCCCGGGGUCGACCGUCUUCAGUCAGUGAGACCAGGCAGAGACUGGCUGCUAUUCUGAGGAGGAGACUGAGUCAGCAGUAAUGAAGCCGAAGUCACACACAGUGUCUAUCUUUCCCGGAGUCCAGAGCCCCACUGUAAUUAAGAAUGACAAACUUCAAAUUAUUACCGCGGAUUGAGAAUGCAUACUUAAAGAUAUUUUUAAUAAUUGGACAAGCUAAUGAAUUUUGAAGCCACAUUUUCUAAGAGGCCUUUGAAACUGCAACAGAUAAUGAAGUUGUUGGUAUUCCAGAGACCCAAUCUCUGUAUUUAUGUAUUGUGUGUUUCGAUGUGCUCUAUGAAUAUGCCCUUUUAGAGAUCAUAGGUAAAAAUUUUCACCCAUUGCAUCUUUUCUACUUUUUUGCACUAUUACAAGAAGAUCUAUUUCUACACCAAAAAAAAAAAAAAUAGAUUGUAUUGGUUUUGUUGGUAUUUGUUCAUUUGUUUGUUGAGUUGAAUAGGUUAAAUAGAUGUAAUUAGCAUUCUAAAUAGCAAAUGAAAGGACUUUAGUCCUUAAUUUGAUCAUUUUUAAACUGCUUAUUAGUUCAAAUAUUCGCAAACUUCAUCAUCACCAAAUUUUCUCUAUUUCACCUCACAAUCGGUUAAUCUAAUUUCUUUUUAAGCAAGGUCAGAUGUAAUGAUAGGUAAUCUUCAGGAAGACAAAGGGACAGCCACUCCUAUUCAAGAAAAAGGGGGGUUAUUUCUAAAACUAUGGAGAUGAUUUUAGAUGACAAGGAGCCUAGCCAUGAAAGUAUUACUUGGGAGAGAUUUUCUCCAUUAAAUGGUCUCUGGUACUCCAGGUCAAGUUUUGGCUUUAACUGGUAUUCUGUAGCUAUUGUGUAGAGAGCUAAUUCAAGACAGUUUAGUAGAGGCACAUAGUGCUAAUUUAGCAUGUUUUCUAUUUUCAGAGUGAAAAAUUAAAACCAGACCAACUAUUUCACAUAGUCAUAAAGCUUUAGGCUCCUCCUGUUUUGUAAAAGGCAACUCUUUACCUUAUGCUAGUAUUUGUCUAUCCUUUUCUCCAUGUAAUAAACAUGUAUUUUUCUUCUA